AUGGACACGAUGAACCAAGCAUUCGAGAAAGUGAAGAUGCUAGUAAGAAUGGAGGGGGAUGAUGAAGAACAAGGUGUAGCAACACAAGAAAGCAGUUCCUUUGCUUUCAUGGAUGAUUUCAAUAGAGACUGCACCCUCUCCACUAAACAAGUAUAG
Molecule: messenger RNA, 156 nt
Organism: Dovyalis caffra
Lineage: Eukaryota; Viridiplantae; Streptophyta; Magnoliopsida; Malpighiales; Salicaceae
Source: the annotation of a GenBank genome assembly